UGAUGUACUGGGCCGUUCGCACUACCUUCUGUAGUGUCUUGCAGUCGGAGGCCGAGCAGUUGCUAUACCAGGCAGUGAUGCAACCAGUCAGGAUGCUCUCGAUGGUGCAGUUAUAGAACCCGUUGAGGAUCUGAGACCCAUGCCAAAUCUUUUCAGUCUCUUGCCCUCUUCACGACUGUCUUGGUGUGCUUGGACCAUGUUAGUUUGUUGGUGAUGUGGACACCAAGGAACUUGAUGCUCUCAACCUGAAGGUAUCCAGCUGGUGUCUAGUGCACAAAUUUGCAUCAUUGUUUCAAUAUUCAGAUUCAAUAUCCAGCUGUCCCAUAGUAAUGGUGUCGGGAUGAGACAGGCAGGCAGCUUUUCUCAGCCAGUCGAAAUCACGAAUCAGUAUAAUUUCAUGGAUAUAUACAAAUAACUAUCAAUAGAAAACAGGUAAAACUAAAAAAAGUGCAGCUAGUUUGCGGUCUUUCCAGCUUCAGUUUGAAGUGAUUGUAUUAGCUGUGUUGUUGGCUAGCUCCUCUGAAAAACAUUGUCCUGACGAGAGAGCAUAUUUUCAAUGCCAGGCGGAAUCGCACCUCAUUAGCUCAUUGUUAUGGAUGUGUCAAAAUAAAAGUCACUAGAAAACAUCUUAACCAAAUGCAGCUGCUGCUGCUGUUAUUCUGGCUGCACGGUUUGAUGUGACUAUAAGUUAGCCCUAGGUGGCUAGCUAGCAAGCAAGGGGAUAAGAAUGUUUCCAGCAAGUAUGGCAAUGGAACAUUUAGACUGAACGACUGGAUCGCAUCUCUGGCAACCGAUAGAAUGUCCAGCCGGCUUGUGUAGCAACCAUAGAUUUGUGUCGGGGUUAGGGUUUCAAAGGUUCGAAACUUAACCGAAAAAGUUUCAUGGCGAGUUGAGCCUGGGAAUUUUGCUUAAAUUCAUCAAAAACGUUAGCUUAUAGCAGUGAACCUUUUCUGUGGGAUAUACAUAAGGCAAUUCUAGGUCUUGUGGCAUAUUUUCGUUAAACUAUCCACAAUUAAUUGGAAUUGCAACCCUCUGCAUGCACAGUUCAUUCUUCCAUCAUAUGUACAGCUGAUUCUCAAGAUCUUGCACACUAAUGAGAUGCUAUUGAGCCCACACUAUGAAACUGUCUGAGCCAAGGACUACAUGCUGUCUGACUCCCUGCAGCUCUCUCUCGCUGUCUCUGAAGAGGAGAUUCCCUCUGAGCAGCAGCACUGUGAGCCGGAGUGGAGCCCCAGUCUGGGGCAGGAGGACCCCGAGCCCACACAGAUUAAAGAGGAACAGGAGGAAGUCAGGACCAGUCAGAAGGAAGAGCAGCUUCAAGGGCUGGAGGCUGAUAUCAUAGAGUUCCAAUUCACUCCUUCCUGUGUGAAAGGUGAAUGUGAUCAGGAGGACCCACUUUGGUCCUUGACUCUUCCCCAAACCCAGACUGUGGAAAACAAAGAGAGUGACCCUAAACAUUUUUCCACUGUGACCCACCUAAAGGGUUUUGAUAUUCCCUGUGACCCUCCAGAUAAUCAAAGCAAUGCGUCCAGCCACAGUUCAGCCAAAAGCAGCGACCCAAUAGGACAUGACAGCAGCCAACCAUUGGAUCCGAACCUACCAAUGGGGGAACAUUGUUCCAAACCCAGCACCAUAUCUAUAAAAGCUUACCGCUGCCGGGACUGUGGCAAAACGUUUCCUCUGAAAGCGGGCUUGCAGAGGCAUGUGAAUCUCGACAAGAAGAGACUCAGUGAAUGCCACUUCUGCAAAAAACAGUACAACUCCACCUGUAAACUGAAGGCCCAUGCCCGACUAUGUCACGGUGGGAAACCCAGCACCUGCCCCUUCUGUGGCAAGACCUUCAAACACAAAGGACAUCUGUCUAGGCACAUGAGUAUUCACACAGGAGAGAAACCUUUUAGCUGUGGUGACUGUGGGAAGAGCUUCAAUCAGAAGGGGGGCCUAGGAAGACAUAUACUGACUCACACAGGAGAGAAACCUUUUAGCUGUCAUUUUUGCUGUAAAAGCUUCAGGCAGAAGAGGGAUCUAAGGAGGCAUAUACUGAUUCACACAGGAGAGAAACCAUAUAGCUGUGGCGACUGCGGUAAAGGCUUCAUUCGCAAGGAGCACCUAACUGCACAUAUGCGGACUCACACAGGAGAGUAGAUGCGGACUCACACAGGAGAGUAGAGAUUUAUCUGUGGUGACUGCGGGAAAAGCUUCAAUUGUAAGGGGAAGCUGAGAAUUCAUAUAUGGACUCAUUUAUCUGUGAUGACUGCUGGAAUUGUUUAAUUACGAAGCCUAAGGGCUCUAUUCAAUCAGUAUUUUGGAAGUUCAGCAUGAUUGCCAUUACAUUUCGAUGUUGCUGAGUUAGCGGAGACUGUAUUCACGAUAAACACUGCAUACGUCGCCUCAAUCAGAAUUUACCUUAACAUUUCUAUUGUGCAAUCUGUACCGCUUCAGCGAUAUAGAGCCCUAACCUAACAUAUUUACGGACUCACACAGGGGAGAAAUCAUUUAGCUGUGGUGACCGCGGGGAAAGCCUCACUAAGAAGGGGGACCUAACCAGGCAUAUACUGACACACAGGAGAGAUAUCACAUGGCUGCCCAGUUUGUGGUAAAAGAGUCACUCAGAAGGUAAACUUACUGAAGCAUGGAAAAAGAACAUACACAAACAAGAUAAACUGAAAGAAGGAAGAAAAUGGACUUAGAUGUUCUGUCAGAAGAUGGGAAUAAAAAUCAACUGGAUCAUUCAUGCUGUGUAUUUUAGAGAGAUACAUUAUGGAUUUACUUUUGUAAAAUGUUCUAUGUACAUAAAGUUUGAUUGGAUUUAAAUUAUUAA
Molecule: messenger RNA, 2821 nt
Organism: Oncorhynchus gorbuscha (pink salmon)
Lineage: Eukaryota; Metazoa; Chordata; Actinopteri; Salmoniformes; Salmonidae
Product: zinc finger protein 239-like
Exons: 2
Coding region: 1144-2145 (333 amino acids)
Biological process (GO): regulation of transcription by RNA polymerase II
Cellular component (GO): nucleus
Molecular function (GO): DNA-binding transcription factor activity, RNA polymerase II-specific; RNA polymerase II cis-regulatory region sequence-specific DNA binding
Source: RefSeq, a predicted model, not a curated record